AUGAAAAUGACCAUUUUGGUAACAUUUUGCCUGAUUGGAGCAGCUUUUGCCAACCCAAGUUCAGAGUCCGACUCGUCAGAAUCCACAUCAGAGGACGAGACUUCAGAGGAGAGUGACAGUCAUUCACUUGAGGACAGGGCCACUUCAAGUGCAGAGACCAGAGAUGACAGUCUGGCCAGUGAGGAGAACAUUAGAAAGAGUUGGAUGCGAGUGUUUGCAAGAGUAACCAAGGUCCUGAGCGCCGAGGACAACAGCAGCAUAGAGGCCCAGGACGAGUCAGAUAAUCUCAGCACUUUUGACACCUUCACCAGCACCGGAGCCCACAGCAACAAGAACCUCUCACUGGGGGAAACUCCAGACAUCAGAGAUAACAGUGAUACCAGUGACAGUGACAGCACGGACACCAGUGACCUUACUGGUACCGUCGAUGCCACCAAGAGCAGCGACAGCACCAGUAGUGAAAGCAGUGAGACCAGUGACAGCAGCGAUACCAGUGACGUUACUGCCAAAGACUGCUUAAAGGUGGACAGCACUGAAUGUGAAAGUGAGGAGUAUUUUUUUGAGAAUAUAGGCGAUGAUGCUCAUUACUCGGUGGAUGAUCAAAUGGUACCCGAUGAGGAUCAUAGAGAGUUAAGCUUGCGCAGAUGA
Molecule: messenger RNA, 648 nt
Organism: Lampris incognitus (smalleye Pacific opah)
Lineage: Eukaryota; Metazoa; Chordata; Actinopteri; Lampriformes; Lampridae
Gene: scpp1
Product: secretory calcium-binding phosphoprotein 1
Exons: 6
Coding region: 1-648 (215 amino acids)
Source: RefSeq, a predicted model, not a curated record